CCUUCUUUUUAUCCAAUCCCUACCCCAUGGCAAUGGCGGCCGCCUCCCUUCCCUUCCGUCGGAGUUUCGAGAGGAGGAGAUCCGAAGUCCCCUCUAAUCUUAAGCCUAGAGAUUGCUGCCAAAGGAUCAAUCUUUAGAGAUUUGGAGACCUGCCAAGAUGUAACAAGAUACAGCUUCCAUAGGUAUAAUGGGUUUGAGAAUGAGGUUCAUGCUUCUUCUUAUGCUGGCCAGCUCUGCCUGUACAAAUGCUAGAGAUUUGUUAACCUUGGAUAUCAUGGUGGAUUACAAGAUACAAAGUGAAAAUAGAAUGUCUGAAUCAGUUGCAAGGAAUCAAGAAUUGUGCACACUAUGUGAAGAAUUUACUUCCCAGGCUAUAUACCAUCUUGGUGAGAAUAAGACCCAGGCUGAGAUUAUCAAUACCCUUCAUCAAGCAUGUUCUCGUCUGCAUUCUUUUGAAAAGCAGUGUGUUUUGUUAGUAGACUAUUACGCACCUCUUUUCUUCAUCGAGAUUGCUACGAUACACCCAGAGCAAUUCUGUGAGAAGGUGAAUUUCUGUAAAAAGACAAUAUUGAUUCCUUUGCCAAAGCGUGAUGAUGCCUGCACAAUCUGCCAUCAUGCUGUUGUGGAAAUUCUUACCAAACUGAAAGAUCCUGACAUGCAGCUUGAGAUAAUUGAGAUGCUUUUGAAAGUGUGCAACAAGGUGGAGAAUUUUGUGCAACAGUGCAAGAGAUUGGUCUUCGAAUACGGUCCUCUAAUCAUGGUGAACCUUGAGAAGUUUCUCGAAACAACAGAUGUCUGUGCUUUAAUCCAUGCAUGCAAAGCUAGUCAAGAAGUGGUGGUGAGUUCAGAAUUACUAGCUGUUGCUUGAAGCUAUAGAAGUACAGUUACCCGAGCCCAAGAGGAGGCAGUACAAAUUGAAUUUGUAAAAGAUUUGGAUUGGGAAAAGAAGUUGCUAUAAAGUAACAUUUUGCCCUCCCUAUUGUUGUUAAGCCUGUAAUUUUAAGGUUUGCAUCUCCGUAUUUUGCCAUAGUUGCAAAUUGCCUCUACCAUUGGAUUGUAACAUUGUUGGUUAGAUCUGUAUAUGCUAUCAUUUGUCUACUUGAUUGCAGCUUCUCCAACCCGUAAA
Molecule: messenger RNA, 1126 nt
Organism: Phoenix dactylifera (date palm)
Lineage: Eukaryota; Viridiplantae; Streptophyta; Magnoliopsida; Arecales; Arecaceae
Source: RefSeq, a predicted model, not a curated record